This is a messenger RNA of Nematolebias whitei (Rio pearlfish), 1402 nucleotides long. RefSeq names its product protein delta homolog 1. The transcript has 6 exons. Gene Ontology annotation, molecular function: calcium ion binding. Gene Ontology annotation, cellular component: plasma membrane; protein-containing complex. Lineage: Eukaryota; Metazoa; Chordata; Actinopteri; Cyprinodontiformes; Rivulidae. Gene Ontology annotation, biological process: heterophilic cell-cell adhesion; establishment or maintenance of epithelial cell apical/basal polarity. The record is from RefSeq and is a predicted model, not a curated record. Bases 171 to 1346 code for a protein of 391 amino acids.
ACCUCCAGCAGCCGGACCGCAUGUACACCUGUAGUCUCUCUUCCGUCCGUCUGGAUUAAAAGAGGAAGGAGGAAAUCCAAACACAGCACUGAAAUAUGACUGGAGCCACUUGGAGGCAGCGCGCGAGGACCACAUAGGACAAAGAGGGGUCGUCUUCCUUAGAAAUUACGAUGCAUCUCAUCCGGGUGGUCUUAAUUCUGCUCGUGACAGGCAUGGCAGCAGGUUGGGAAUGCAGUGCAGGUUGCAGCAGAGAAAAUGGGUUUUGUGAAAAGCCAGGGAAGUGCAGAUGCAAACCAGGGUGGCAAGGGGAGAACUGUGACCGGUGUGUGCCGUUCCCUGGCUGUUUGCACGGCACAUGUGAGAAGGCAUGGCAGUGCAUCUGCAGUCAGGGCUGGAUAGGCAGCCUGUGUGACCAAGAUACUCGUCUGUGCUCGUCCAGGCCGUGUGCCAGCAACGCCACCUGCAUAGAGACGGGAGAGGGGGGGUACCUGUGUGCAUGUCCCCAUGGCUUCUCUGGAGAGAACUGCCAACUGGGGCAAGGACUCUGCCUCACAAACGGCUCUCCUUGUCACAAUGGAGGCACAUGCGUUGAUGCCAGUGGCUCCGCAGCUUCUCCUUCCUGUUUGUGUCCCCCUGGAUUUUCUGGAGACUUCUGUGACAUCAGUGUUGACAGCUGCCAGCCUAACCCCUGCCUCAACGGUGGCAACUGUACAAACCACGGCCUCGCUUUUACAUGCGCCUGCCCACUCAGCUUCACUGGUUUCACGUGUAACGACACCAGCCUGUCUCCCUGCGCCGGUCAGCCCUGUGCCAAUGAGGGAACGUGCAUCGGUCAGCCCGACGGAACGUUUCGCUGCGCUUGCCAGAAAUGGUUUACGGGUCCCACGUGUUCUCUUCAUCACAGACCCAAGACCAGAUCCAAGCCUGCUGGUGCCAAGCCAGUGGACCACAGAGUGUUUGCUCUUGCUCCACAGCACUACUCCCUCCCUGCCCACGCCUUUCAUAAGCUGCUGAGACCUCCGGAGAGAGAUCUGCUUAAGAUCACCCUGAAGGAGACGGUGCACCCUUCUCGCGUCCUUGUCACCCACGGUCAGCUCAUCUGCUUCGGCAUACUGGCCUUGCUCACCUGCCUUGUUAUCUUGGGCACCACAGGAAUCGUGUUCUUUGGCCGCUGCGAGACGUGGCUGGCUAAUGCAAAGUACAGCCAGCUCGUUCGACAGCAAAGGGAACACCUGCUGAAAGAGGUCGGCAGCACGAGCCAGGAAGAGCCGGAGCACUCGGUAAACAUCAUCCUGCCAGAAAAGAUUAGACUCUCCAGCUUUGGGAGGCAUUACACCUCCAUCUGAUUUAAAAACGCCUCCUCCUGUUACCUGCUCUCAGGGGAAGGAGUCGAAAUGAAUGU